This is a messenger RNA of Callorhinus ursinus (northern fur seal), 1479 nucleotides long. It is a transcript of the gene NOVA2, whose product is annotated as NOVA alternative splicing regulator 2. Gene Ontology annotation, molecular function: RNA binding. Lineage: Eukaryota; Metazoa; Chordata; Mammalia; Carnivora; Otariidae. The record is from RefSeq and is a predicted model, not a curated record.
AUGGAGCCCGAGGCCCCGGAUUCCCGCAAGAGGCCCCUCGAAACGCCCCCCGAGGUGGUCUGCACCAAGCGCAGCAACACGGGAGAGGAAGGCGAAUACUUCCUGAAGGUGCUGAUCCCCAGCUACGCGGCAGGCUCCAUCAUUGGCAAGGGCGGGCAGACCAUCGUGCAGCUGCAGAAGGAGACAGGAGCCACCAUCAAGCUCUCUAAGUCCAAAGACUUCUAUCCGGGAACCACAGAACGAGUAUGCCUGGUACAGGGCACAGCAGAGGCCUUGAAUGCUGUGCACAGCUUUAUUGCUGAGAAGGUCCGAGAAAUCCCACAAGCAAUGACCAAGCCUGAGGUGGUCAACAUCCUUCAACCCCAAACCACGAUGAACCCCGACAGAGCCAAGCAGGCCAAGCUGAUCGUCCCCAACAGCACCGCGGGCCUGAUCAUCGGCAAGGGGGGCGCCACAGUGAAAGCCGUGAUGGAACAGUCGGGUGCCUGGGUGCAGCUGUCCCAGAAGCCAGAGGGCAUCAACCUUCAGGAGCGUGUGGUGACAGUCAGCGGCGAGCCGGAGCAGGUGCACAAGGCCGUGAGCGCCAUCGUGCAGAAGGUACAGGAAGACCCCCAGAGCAGCAGCUGCCUCAACAUCAGCUACGCCAACGUGGCUGGCCCCGUGGCCAACUCCAACCCCACCGGUUCACCGUACGCCAGCCCCGCCGAUGUGCUGCCCGCCGCUGCCGCCGCCUCGGCCGCUGCCGCCUCCGGCCUGCUGGGCCCCGCGGGGUUGGCGGGCGUGGGCGCCUUCCCGGCCGCCCUGCCUGCCUUCUCAGGCACCGACCUGCUGGCCAUCAGCACGGCGCUUAACACGUUGGCCAGUUACGGCUACAACACCAACUCCCUCGGCCUGGGCCUCAACUCGGCCGCGGCCUCCGGGGUCCUGGCCGCCGUGGCCGCUGGUGCGAACCCCGCCGCCGCCGCCGCCGCCAACCUCCUGGCGUCCUACGCGGGCGAGGCCGGGGCCGGGCCCGCCGGAGGGGCCGCCCCGCCUCCGCCCCCGCCCCCCGGAGCCCUGGGGUCCUUCGCCCUGGCCGCAGCCGCCAACGGCUACCUCGGGGCCGGGGCGGGCGGCGGGGCGGGCGGCGGGGGUGGCCCGCUGGUGGCCGCCGCAGCUGCAGCCGGGGCCGCCGGGGGCUUCCUGACGGCAGAGAAGUUGGCAGCUGAGAGUGCCAAGGAGCUGGUGGAGAUUGCGGUGCCUGAGAACCUGGUGGGGGCCAUCCUGGGCAAAGGGGGCAAGACGUUGGUGGAGUACCAGGAGCUGACAGGCGCGCGCAUCCAGAUCUCCAAGAAGGGGGAGUUCCUGCCUGGCACGCGGAACCGGCGGGUCACCAUCACGGGCAGCCCUGCGGCCACGCAAGCCGCUCAAUACCUCAUCAGCCAGCGGGUCACCUACGAGCAGGGAGUGAGGGCCUCAAACCCCCAGAAAGUGGGAUGA